AUGAAACUGUUAAGUUGGAACUGCCGAGGGUUGGGGAACCCUCGGACAGUUCAAGAUCUCUGCUCUAUGGCAGAGAGCAAUAAACCCCAAUUAGUUUUCAUCAUGGAAACGAAGAUCAGAAAACAGAAAAGUGAAAGAAUAAAAAGAAGGUUGGCAUGCGAAGGCUGUUUUGUUGUGGAAGCUGUUGGGAAAGGGGGAGGUUUAAUGUUGUUAUGGGACUCAAAUGUUGAUGUAGAAAUCAUAAACUUUUCACAAAGACAUAUAAAUGCUUGGGUAGGGGGUGAUGGAGGGACUAGAUGGUUUUUAACUUGCUUCUAUGGUCCACCUGAAACAGUUAGAAGCAAAGAGGCUUGGUUGAUGUUAAAAGCUAUGAAACCGAGAGGGAAUGAGGGGUGGCUUAUAGUUGGAGAUUUCAAUGAGAUUCUCACAAAUGAUGAGAAAUGGGGUGGGAAGGUUAGACCCGAGAGUCAAAUGGAAUUGUUUAGAGAAGUUCUGAGGGAGGGCAACCUCAAUGAUUUGGGAUGGAGGGGGGAUAAGUAUACUUGGAGCAAUUCCCAUACUGAUGAUACCUUCACAAAGGAAAGGCUAGAUAGAGCAAUAGCAAAUCCUCAAUGGAGAGAUAUAUUCUCUGAGGUGUGGGUGGAGAUUAUGGUGGCAAGAACCUCUGACCACAAGCCUAUCUUAGUACAUCUAAACACACCGAUCUAUGGGAAUGAGCCUCUGAAGAGAAUGGGGUUUAAAUACGAGGCCAGCUGGGCUCUAGAUGAGGACUGUGGGGGGUUCCUGAGUGAAAUUUGGAGGGGGAAGGAGGGGGAGCCUAGGAGCAUUAUAAACCUACUGAAUUAG
Messenger RNA from Carya illinoinensis, 846 nucleotides. RefSeq lists its product as uncharacterized. The transcript has a single exon. Gene Ontology annotation, molecular function: catalytic activity. Lineage: Eukaryota; Viridiplantae; Streptophyta; Magnoliopsida; Fagales; Juglandaceae. The coding region runs from base 1 to 846 and encodes 281 amino acids. The record is from RefSeq and is a predicted model, not a curated record.